Messenger RNA from Penicillium roqueforti, 708 nucleotides. RefSeq names its product Frag1/DRAM/Sfk1 family protein. Lineage: Eukaryota; Fungi; Ascomycota; Eurotiomycetes; Eurotiales; Aspergillaceae. Gene Ontology annotation, cellular component: plasma membrane. The transcript is spliced from 5 exons. Bases 1 to 708 code for a protein of 235 amino acids. The record is from RefSeq and is a predicted model, not a curated record.
AUGUUCCUCCCUUCCUGGGUCUUUCCGGCCGUAGCCGCGUCCACUUGGCUAGCAAUGCUACUCACUAUGUUAGGCCACUGGACUAUGAUCGGUGAACCGAGAUAUGGCUUGAUGAAGCCUGGUCAGAAUAUACCAUUCAUUUCAGAUAUUGGAGCCCAGGAAUUAAAACCCUUAUUCAUGAUCGGAUCGAUCACAACAGUCCUACUUCUAAACCUCUCUUUCUACCAACAUGUUCAAAACAAGUCAUACAUCAGCAAAGCGUGCACGCACGGUUCAUUCCUUUUCACAGUUGUCGGGAGUAUCGGAUUGAUUAUGCUAUCCGUCCUCGACAACAUCGCCCACCAUUUCAUGCACGAUGUCUGCGUGACAAUCUUUAUCGUCGGGUUUCUCGUCAGCGCGGCCUUGAUGUGCUUGGAUUAUAUCUAUCUGGGCAUCGCACAUGCCCUGCGGCAGCCCAUGCUCAUGACAAGUUUUCUUAUCAAAUCCUCGUUCAUUGUCGUUGAACUUGCCCUCAUUAUUGUCUUCCGGGUCACGGAGCAUACCCAUUACAACCAGAAUAACAUGGCUGCUACUCUUGAAUGGGUCAUCGCCUUUGUCUUCACCGGUUAUAUUCUCUCUUUGAUUGUCGAUCUGAUGCCAUCCGCUCACAAGAAUCUCCACAAUCCAAAGGGAUAUCAACCAGUCCAGAUGAGCAUGGCCUUGCCUUAG